This is a messenger RNA of Corticium candelabrum, 732 nucleotides long. RefSeq names its product acylpyruvase FAHD1, mitochondrial-like. Gene Ontology annotation, cellular component: mitochondrion. Gene Ontology annotation, molecular function: acetylpyruvate hydrolase activity. The transcript has 3 exons. The record is from RefSeq and is a predicted model, not a curated record. NCBI's taxonomy places the organism in Eukaryota, Metazoa, Porifera, Homoscleromorpha, Homosclerophorida, Plakinidae. Bases 62 to 721 code for a protein of 219 amino acids.
GUGACCUUGUCUUCCUUGAGUCGCUUAGGUCCACUGUGUACUCACUGCUCUGCCUGGUAUCAUGGCUGGACGAGCGGCUGUUGACGUGAGAGCGUUUGCCAGCUUUGGUCGGAAGAUUGUAGCUGUUGGACGCAACUACCGAGAACACGCUGCUGAGCUGGGUAACACGGUUCCUACUGUUCCUCUUAUUUUCCUGAAGCCUCCGUCUUCUUAUCUGGGAGAAGGAAAUUCUAUCAUAGUCCCUGAUGGUUGUUCUGAACUUCACCACGAAGUUGAACUGGGCGUCGUUAUUGGUAAACCUGGACGUACAAUUCCUGAAUCACAUGCAAUGGAUCACGUGGCAGGUUAUGCUCUUGCAUUGGACAUGACAGCAAGAGACCUUCAGACAGCUGCAAAGAAGGCCGGUGCCCCAUGGACACUUGCCAAAGGUUAUGACACAUUCUGUCCAAUCAGCAGGUUCAUUACGAAGGAUGAGUUAGCAUGUCCCGAGAACACUCAGCUUUGGUUGAAGGUCGAUGGCACUAUGAAACAGGACGGAAAUACAAAGGACAUGGUAUUUACUAUUCCUCACUUAAUCGGUUAUAUUAGUCGUAUCAUGAGUCUUGAGACUGGUGACCUGAUUCUGACUGGUACACCAUCAGGAGUCGGUCCUGUUGUCUCAGGCCAGACAAUAACAGCUGGUCUUGGAGACAUACUUGAAAUGAAAUUCUCUGUUGCUUAGCAAAUAGCUAU